This is a messenger RNA of Closterium sp. Naga37s-1, 2238 nucleotides long. NCBI's taxonomy places the organism in Eukaryota, Viridiplantae, Streptophyta, Zygnematophyceae, Desmidiales, Closteriaceae. The record is from the annotation of a GenBank genome assembly.
AUGCACGCGCAGUUCUGCGCCGCCGGCAUGAUGGGGCGCGCGGGGCCCGCGGAUCGAUGGCAGCACCCGCCGCACCCCGCGCACCCGCCCCACGCUCCCAAUGGCUUCUCUUCCGCUGCCGCCGCUGCUGCCGCCGCUGCCGCUGCAGCAGCAGGUGGUGCAGGUGGUGUUGGCGCAGGAAACGCCUCCGAAAUUCCUGCGUUCGACCACACCGCCCCACACCCUUCCCAACCCUUCGAGCAGCCUCCACACGCGCAGGCGCAGGCACAGGCACAGGGCAGCCUCUUCGAGCGCUUCUGCUCGCCAGGACCCGCAGCGACGGGGUUCCGCCAGGCGUUCGUGAACGACGUGUGGGGCAAGGUGCAGCGCGAGCGCAUGGACGAGCAGGCGGAGGGGCGGCGGAAGGACCGCGAGCGGAAGGAGGCGGAGGUGGCGGAGCGGAAGCGCGUGGCGAAGGCGGGGAGGGAGGCGGAGAGGGAGCGGAAAAAGGCAGCGGCUGCUGAGAAGGCGGCGGCGGUUGCUGCGGCGGCUGUGGCGGCCAUGGGGGCAGGCGCGGGGAGGGAAGGCGGAGGCAGGCAGCCGAAAGGGAAGGCGGGUGAGGCGGUGGGCGGAGAGGGAAUGGGCGCACCUGGUGGAGGGGUGGGAGGGGCGGAAGACGCGGGAGGGGAAGGGCGGAGCACGAGAAAGAGACAGAGGGGGAAGGAGGAUUUGCUGCCAGACGAUAUGUCUGCUGCCGUGCAAGCUGCCAUGGCUGCCGCGCGCGCUGCUCUUGGGACUGGCGGGAUGGAUGGCGUGGGUGAACAGGGUGGGCACGAGGCGGAGGAGGAAAUGGGGGAAGCGGGGAGAAGGGCGAAGAGGACUCGCAGGGAGGAGGAGCAGCCGACUGUUAUCAAUUUGGAUUCAGACGGGCCUUCUGAAAUGGAGGUGGAUGGGGUAGAGGGGGUGAACCCCGUCUCCUCCUCUGCUCCUGCUCCUGCUCCUGCUUCUGCGCAUGCUCCUGCACCGGUUGGCACCGCUGGUUACCGCUUUAACGCGACAGCUGCAGCUGCGGGUCGCAACGGUCGGCCAAGUGUGCUCGACCCUGCAGCACCAGCGGCGGCUGCGGCGGCUGCUGCUGCGGUGAGGAGCAAGGAGGCGAUUGGCGAGGGCGGAGGGGCUGCUUCUGCUGCUGCUGCCGCUGCGGCUGGUGCAAGUGCUGGUGUUGCGAAUGGGUUGGCGGGUGAGACGAGCGGGCAAAAGGGAAAGUCGGAGGGGGAGGAGGAGGAGGAGGAGGAGGAGGAGGAGGAGGAGGAGGAGGAGGAGGAGGAGGAGGAGGAGGGAAUGGAAGUGGCGGAUCCGGAUUUCUACUGCUUUGACAACGAUCGUGAGGAGGAGAGUGUGCAAGAGGGGCAGGUGUGGGCUCUGUAUGACGAUCGGGAUGGCUUUCCCCGUUUCUACGCGUUGGUGCACAAGGUCUCCCACGGCCCCACCCCUCUUCCUCCUGUUCUCCCCCCCUUCCCCUCUGCACCCCUUCCCCAGGUGUGGGCGCUGUAUGACGAUCGGGACGGCCUUCCGCGUUUCUACGCGCUGGUCCACAAGGUCUCCCACCGCCCCGCCUUCAAGUGCCGCCUGCAGUGGCUCACGCCCCUCCCCUCCUCCUCCCGCCGCUCCGCCUCCUCCCUCGUGCCCCCAUGCGGGUGGUUCCGCCUGGUAACCCGAGCCAAGACAAUGGACAGCAUCAAUGUGUUUGCAUUCCGCAUGCCAGGGGUGAAUCUUCACCCGAACUUUCCUCUCGCUGUUUUUCCGCAGCCGGGGCAGGUCUGGGCGGUGUUUACUGACCGGGUGCUGCAGCAGCAGCGGCGGAACGGGACAGGUUCGGGGGGAGGUUUGGGGGUAGGAUCGGGGGAGGGGUUGGAGAGGUAUGAUGUGGUGCAUGUGGCUCGGGAAGGGGAGGUGAAGGGGGGUGUGGCAGCGGUGGUGGGGGCGGCGGGGCUGAUUGGGUUGCCUGAGAGGCCGGAGGAUGGGGUGAGAGGGCAGGUGGUGGUGUGGCUGCUGCGCCGCAUGCAAGGAUACACGAGCAUCUUCCAGCGCACGAGUGAGUGCCUGGCAGUGGAUGUGACAGUCUUCUCUCACCUCGUGCCGACAUACACCUGCAAGGGCAACGAGGCCAACUCAAAGGGACUCCCCUCCCCGCCUCGAGGAGCCAUGGAGCUUGACCCGGCCGCCAUCCCUCCCGUCAUCUCACCCAUUCACACUUGA